UAAACAGCUACAGCCAAACCCCUCCUUAAAUAUUUUUCAAUUCUUCUUCAUGACCAAACUAAUCACACUCCUAUUUGUAUAUAUGCCCACCUACGUUUGAAUAUCUCUACUGAGGACUUGUGUCGUGAGAAGAAAAAAAAGAAAUUAAGAUGUCCUUCGUCAAAGCCCUUCCAUCCAAGUCUCUGGUUAUCAGAAUCAACCUUGUUUUCCUUGCUGUGUUUUUUGUCAUCUAUGCCCUUCUUCUUCUCCAGCCGUCGUCCUCCUACUACCAUGAGAGUGCCGCGUCGUUCGUUCGGUGCUCUUUGCGCCAGUGCCAUCACAAGGUGGAGAAUGGGAUUAAGAUGAAGGCUGUAUUAGAAGAGACUGAUAGAGGCAACCACCCUAAGCCCAAGAGGAAAAAGAACAAAACAGAGAAUCCCACUUUUUUGAAUGAAUUCAGCAAGGGGAUGAAGAUUGCAAUGGUGAACAUGGACGAAGAGGACACAAGUGAAUGGGAAGUCCGCGGGCAAACCGUGCCGGUCCAUUUCGAACAAGUCUCCGAGCUGUUCGAAUGGCAGCACUUGUUUCCGGAAUGGAUCGACGAGGAAGAGGAGAUCGAUGGGCCGUUGUGCCCCGAGAUACCAAUGCCCGACUUCGAGAACUACGGGUACUUCGACACGGUGGUGGCCAAAUUGCCCUGCAAUUUCCCACAAGAAGGGUGGGGGAGGGACGUGUUCCGGCUCCAAGUGCAUCUGAUCGCGGCGAAUCUGGCCGUGAAGAGAGGGAAAAGGGGGUGGGGAUGGGGGAGUACUGGUGCGAAGAUGGUGUUUUUGAGCAAGUGCAGGCCGAUGCCGGAGCUGUUCCGGUGCGAUGAUCUGGUGAAGAGAGAAGGGGAGUGGUGGUGGUUCGAGCCGGAAAUGGCUAGGUUGGAGCAGAAGGUUUCGCUGCCGGUUGGGUCCUGCAAUUUGGCUUUGCCCCUCUGGGAUAAAGGAAUUGACGAGGUCUACGAUCUAUCCAAGAUCCUAACCGCCGCCCGAAAACCCAACAAGCGCGAAGCCUACGCCACCGUCCUCCACUCCUCCGAGUCCUACAUCUGCGGCGCCAUAACCCUAGCCCAGAGCCUCCUCCAGUCCGGAACGAACCGCGACCUCAUCCUCCUCCUUGACGCCUCCAUCUCCGUCCCCAAGCGCUCCGCCCUCACCGCGGCCGGCUGGCAGAUCCGCCUCAUCACCCGCAUCCGCAACCCCAAGGCCGAGAAGGGCUCCUACAACGAGUACAACUACAGCAAGUUCCGGCUCUGGCAGCUCGCCGACUACGACAAGAUCAUCUUCAUCGACGCCGACAUCAUCGUGCUGCGCAGCCUCGACUUCCUCUUCCACUUCCCCCAGAUCUCCGCUGUGGGAAACGACGUCUCCAUCUUCAACUCCGGCAUCAUGGUCAUAGAGCCCUCCAACUGCACGUUCGAGUAUUUCAUGCAGAGGACGAACGACGUGGUUUCGUAUAACGGCGGGGACCAGGGGUUCCUGAACGAGGUGUUCGUUUGGUGGCACCGGUUACCGAGGCGGGUCAACUUCUUGAAGAAUUUCUGGUCCAACACCUCGAGCGAGACCAAUAUGAAGAACCAGCUGUUCGGGUCGGACCCUCCGAAGCUGUAUUCGAUACACUACCUCGGCCUGAAGCCGUGGCAGUGCUAUAGGGACUACGAUUGCAAUUGGGAUCUCGGGGAGCAGAGGGUCUACGCGAGCGACGUGGCGCACAGGAGGUGGUGGAGGGUCCAUGACCAAAUGGAGGACGGGUUGAAGAAGCUUUGCGGGUUGUCGAAGCAGAGGAAGAUCGAGUUGGAGUGGGAUAGGAAGUUGGCUAGGAAAUCGGGUCUGGGCGACGGGCAUUGUUGGAUCAAUGUUACGGAUCCGCGGCGGUUUGAAUGAGUGGGAUUUUUUUGAGAUUUUUUGGGUUUUUGUUCUUUCUUUUUUUUUCUUCUGAUUUUUUGGUAGAUAGGUUUUGCAUAGUGUAAUUCACAUAACUUAUGUGUGGAUACAUAGAUAUAUUAGGAUAUUUUCACAUGGGAAAAGAGUUAACAUGAACUUUAUAUAUUUUGUAUAUUGUAUAGAAUAACGUGGUUGGUCUUUAAGUUCUGUCACAAUUGCAUUUAGAUGCAAUUAGAUCUAAGCAAAUAAGACGUCAAAUCAUAUUAAUACUUCCCCUA
Molecule: messenger RNA, 2185 nt
Organism: Rhododendron vialii
Lineage: Eukaryota; Viridiplantae; Streptophyta; Magnoliopsida; Ericales; Ericaceae
Product: UDP-glucuronate:xylan alpha-glucuronosyltransferase 2
Exons: 3
Coding region: 150-1907 (585 amino acids)
Biological process (GO): xylan biosynthetic process
Molecular function (GO): glycosyltransferase activity
Source: RefSeq, a predicted model, not a curated record